GUAUAAAAGGGGCAUCCUUCCCACUCAACAGAGAAGUGCUCUCCUCACUCUCACACACUCCUCUGACACGCUGAACCUCUUUUCUCAAGAUGACUGCAGGCUUGUGUGUGUGUGUCGUGCUAGCAGUCAUGUGUGCGAGCUGUUUAGGGCUCCCCUUCUCCUCCCAGCCCCUAGACGAAAGUCAUCGCUCCAUGUCCGCUGCUUCUGAAGCUCUCCUUAAGGAUGAAACCCAAACCUUGGGGGAGCCCCACCUCCAACACAGCCGUUCUGCCCCCCAGCUGAAAGAUCUUCCUCUGGCCGAGGAGGAUGCAGACUCCCGAGCCAACCUCAGUGAACUGCUGGCAAGACUCAUCUCCUCCAGGAAAGGAUCUGUGCGUAGAAACUCCACGGCAAACAGCAAAGGUAACGGACUGAGUGCCAACCACCGGAUAGCAGACAGGGACUACUUGGGGUGGAUGGAUUUUGGCCGCCGCAGUGCAGAGGAGUAUGAGUACUCCUCAUAAAGGGAAGCCAUAACCCUGCGUACGGGCACACGAGAAAAAGAAGAAGAAAAAACCUUGCAAGCUGGCUCCUCACUGUCUCACAAUAAGAGUCUAUUUAUGAUGUAUUUGUUGUACAUUUGUUUGUAAACUGUAAUAAUGCAAUAUACAUUUGCCAAAUUUUGCAGAAAAGCUCUCACUGUCCAUGGUUUGUUUGGUUCCGGUUUUCUCUGGUUUCUUUAUCAUUUUGGAUGGAAAGGAUUGGGAUGCUGUGAAGGUCUGUUGAGACUUACUGGACUGAAUAAAGAUUGGAAAAAUCA
Etheostoma cragini (Arkansas darter) is the source of this 799-nucleotide messenger RNA. RefSeq names its product cholecystokinin b (gene cckb). Gene Ontology annotation, biological process: digestion. Gene Ontology annotation, molecular function: neuropeptide hormone activity. The transcript has 4 exons. NCBI's taxonomy places the organism in Eukaryota, Metazoa, Chordata, Actinopteri, Perciformes, Percidae. The record is from RefSeq and is a predicted model, not a curated record. Gene Ontology annotation, cellular component: axon; extracellular region. Bases 90 to 503 code for a protein of 137 amino acids.